Messenger RNA from Daucus carota subsp. sativus, 429 nucleotides. RefSeq lists its product as uncharacterized. The record is from RefSeq and is a predicted model, not a curated record. The transcript has a single exon. The coding region runs from base 1 to 429 and encodes 142 amino acids. NCBI's taxonomy places the organism in Eukaryota, Viridiplantae, Streptophyta, Magnoliopsida, Apiales, Apiaceae.
AUGGAAGGUGUGUCAACCAAAGUGUACAAAGGUCUAAAAGGCUAUUGGAGGAGAAGGGGUUACCGGAGAAUUUCUGGGUCUGGCCGGAAACGUGUAGUUCCGGCGGUUCACUUGGGUUCCGGCGGGUCGACCCGGAGAAUCCGGGUUUGGAGCGUGAAGAUCCGGCGGAAAAUAAAGUUGAGGUGGUCGCCCAAGAAGUUUUUUAUUGGGAUACGUGAUGCGUACAUGAGGAUGAUGAUGAGAUUAGCUAGCUCGAGCGCUAUGGGAGUGAGCGGGUAUGGGAACGGGUACGGAGGGGAAGCUUGUUUCGUGACCCGACCCGUGAAGGAGUAUGAUGAGAAAAUGGUGGUGGAGUUGUACAAGAAGAUUUUGAUGGGUCGGAAUCAGUUGGUUCAUCCGGAUGGAUCUGAAAUUGUUCUCAGACGAUAA